Fusarium odoratissimum NRRL 54006 is the source of this 930-nucleotide messenger RNA. RefSeq lists its product as uncharacterized. NCBI's taxonomy places the organism in Eukaryota, Fungi, Ascomycota, Sordariomycetes, Hypocreales, Nectriaceae. The record is from RefSeq and is a predicted model, not a curated record. The coding region runs from base 1 to 930 and encodes 309 amino acids. The transcript has a single exon.
AUGAAUUCAAGGACACUCCUUAGCGUGCUGGCUUGUCUCAGCGUCGGUGUUUCUGCCGGACCCUGCAAGCCAGUCACUUCUCAAGCUACUCAGGUCACCUCCGCAACAACCGAACUGUCUACGUCGAUUGAUCUGACCACCACCAUCUCUGCAUCCGAUGCCACUUCUACAACUGAGCUGAGCUCUCAGACAACUGAAGACUCUACUACUGAGAUCGCAACGACGACUACCGCUGCUGAUACCACCUCGGAGGCCCCAACCACAACCACCGAGGAAGCAACAACAACAACAACCGGUGCAGCGCAAUGCCCUACCCCCUCCGCUUGCAACAACCUCGGCUUUGACUGGGCGUACUACAGCAACCCUGCUCAAAACACCGACACGACCUACUCCAGCUUCGUCCCCCAAUCCUUCAAGCAGGUCAAUCCCUUAUACUCCGGCACGACCCGCCAGAUCGGUGGCCUGUUUCAGCCCAACGGUGGUGCCCAAACAGGUGCCAUCUACGGCUCCACACAAGACCUCCCUCUGGACUACUUCGCCCUGAACCACCACGGUUAUCUCUACACUUGCGACGCUGGUACCUACAAGUUUGACAUUCCCUACUCCAACGACGCAUUGUACCUGUGGCUUGGCGCAAAGGCGUACGCUAGUUGGAGCGCUGGUAAUGCUGAUGCCAAGGCUCUGUACAACCAGCCGGAUCACAUCGCCGGUAGUGCACACUUUGAGAUCGAUCUCCCCGCUGGUGUAUACGUUCCCAUUCGGUUCGUCUAUGGUCAGGCGCAGUAUGGCGGUGGCUUCACUUUUACAGUCACAGCUCCCAAUGGACAGGUUCUCGUCGGCAAUGAUGUUGUUGCCAGCCCAUACAUUGUGCGCAACUCUUGCGAUGGCAUUUUAGCACCCGCUUACCUGCCUUUUGGUUCAGAGAUCUAA